Messenger RNA from Sturnus vulgaris (Common starling), 2421 nucleotides. RefSeq names its product solute carrier family 20 member 2 (gene SLC20A2). Gene Ontology annotation, biological process: phosphate ion transmembrane transport. Lineage: Eukaryota; Metazoa; Chordata; Aves; Passeriformes; Sturnidae. Gene Ontology annotation, cellular component: membrane. The record is from RefSeq and is a predicted model, not a curated record. Gene Ontology annotation, molecular function: phosphate transmembrane transporter activity.
GACUGCAGGACAGAACAUCACAGUCCUACCGGUUUGGAAGAAAAAUAUGGAAUGUGUUUCACUGCUGACCGAAGGCAGCCAAAUGAACAGUAUUUAUAGUAGUUCGAAAAUCAGCAGUUAGCAGUUUCUUCACAUUCUAACACUACCCAGCACUUUCCAGAGAGAACUCAUUGUUUACAAGAAAUCUGCUUUCCAAAUCCGUUGCGGUGCCCUACAGCCUUGACUAUUAACUAUUUGCAAAGGGGAAGCUAAUCUGCAGUUUGGGGAAAGAUGGCAAUGGAUGAGUACCUGUGGAUGGUCAUCGUGGGUUUUAUCAUUGCUUUUAUUUUAGCUUUUUCGGUUGGUGCAAAUGAUGUUGCAAAUUCUUUCGGAACGGCUGUGGGCUCUGGUGUUGUUACUUUACGCCAAGCUUGCAUUUUGGCUUCAGUUUUUGAAACCACUGGCUCAGUUUUACUGGGAGCAAAAGUAGGAGAAACAAUUCGGAAAGGUAUCAUUGAUGUCAACCUGUACAACAACACUGUCCCACUGCUGAUGGCAGGAGAAGUGAGUGCGAUGGUUGGUUCUGCUGUUUGGCAGCUAAUUGCAUCGUUCUUGAAACUCCCAAUAUCAGGGACCCAUUGCAUUGUAGGUGCCACGAUUGGAUUUUCUCUAGUGGCAAUUGGCACGCAGGGUGUCCAGUGGAUGCAGCUUGUCAAGAUUGUUGCCUCUUGGUUUAUUUCCCCACUGUUAUCUGGCUUGAUGUCUGGAAUCCUCUUUGUGCUGAUCAGAUUCUUCAUUUUAAACAAGGAAGACCCUGUGCCCAAUGGUCUCCGCGCACUCCCGGUGUUUUAUGCUGCUACCAUAGCUAUUAAUGUGUUUUCCAUCAUGUACACUGGAGCACCAGUACUGGGACUGAUACUGCCAAUGUGGGCCAUUGCUCUAAUAUCAGUUGGUGUGUCCUUAGUAUUUGCUGUCUUAGUCUGGAUUUUUGUGUGUCCCUGGAUGAAGAGAAAAAUAGAAAGCCGGUUAAAGAAAGAUGCUACACUGUCAAGGAUAUCAGAUGAAAGUCUUGAUAAAAUUCAGGAUGAAGAAACACCAGUCUUUAAAGAGCUUCCUGGUGCCAAAGCAUCUGAUGAGAGCACGAUUCCCCUUACUGGCUCAGUAACAGAAGCUGCUGGGGCAUCAGAUAAUAUUGCAAAUGGAAACCAUCCACGUGUACCAUAUGGAAGGGCAUUUUCAGUGACGCACACCUCGGUGAAAUCACCUGUUUCCAAUGGCACCUUCAGCUUUGAUGGCCAUGUGAGGAGUGAUGGCCACGUUUAUCACACUGUGCACAAGGACUCAGGUUUAUACAAAGACUUGCUUCACAAAAUACACCUGGACAGGGCCAAUGAUGAAAGGCCCACUGCAGAAAACAACUACAAACUCUUAAGGCGCAACAACAGCUAUACUUGUUACACUGCUGCUAUUUGUGGCAUGCCUGUGCAUUCCUCCUUUAAGGCAGCGGAUACAUCUACUCCAGAAGACAGUGAGAAGUUGGUGGGAGACACUGUUUCCUAUUCCAAGAAGCGAGUCCGCUAUGACAGCUACUCCAGCUAUUGCAACGCAGUGGCUGAGGCAGAGAUUGAGGCGGAGGAAGGUGGGGUGGAAAUGAAGUUGGCCUCUGAACUCGCAGAUCCUAACCGGCCCCCUGUUGAUCCUGUGGAAGAGGAUAAGGAAGAGAAAGACACCUCUCAGGUCCAUCUGCUUUUCCACUUCCUCCAGAUCUUAACAGCCUGCUUUGGAUCCUUUGCCCAUGGAGGCAAUGAUGUCAGCAAUGCCAUUGGUCCCCUCGUUGCGCUCUGGCUUAUCUACGAACAAGGUGCCGUAAUGCAGGAAGCAUCGACUCCCAUCUGGCUGCUGUUCUAUGGAGGUGUUGGGAUCUGUGUGGGUCUCUGGGUCUGGGGAAGAAGAGUUAUCCAGACUAUGGGUAAAGACCUCACUCCAAUCACACCAUCAAGUGGAUUCACUAUUGAGUUGGCUUCGGCGUUCACAGUUGUGGUAGCUUCCAAUGUUGGACUUCCUGUCAGUACUACACACUGCAAGGUUGGCUCCGUGGUGGCUGUUGGCUGGAUCCGCUCCAAGAAAGCUGUUGACUGGCGCCUUUUCCGCAACAUCUUCCUGGCGUGGUUUGUGACUGUGCCAGUGGCUGGCUUGUUCAGCGCUGGGGUGAUGGCACUGCUGAUGUACGGGAUCCUGCCUUACAUUUGAGGAGCUUCCUCUACCAGGAAAAGUGGAAAUGGCCAAGCUACUACCGAUGGGAGAAGCGUUCCCGUGAAAGAAGCAGUCAGAGAGGAUCCAUCUUCCAUACCUAACUUCUUAUCUACUGUACAUAACAAUGUGUCAUAUUGGUGACAUGGUGAUGUGGUGCCAUUUCUUAUAUAUUAAAGAAAUAUAUAUGCA